UUCCACGCUGGAGGAGAGCUGGAGGAAAGAGGCUGUAGAAACGUAAUGAGACAUUUGUGAAAUAUGAGGAGAGAAAUUGCAGCCGUGGUGUUCUUCCUGAAGAGGCUUGUUAAGAAGGCGGACAAGUUGGAAUCUCACAAGAUCGACCUGUUUGUGGAGAGGCUGGCUGUUGCACUGCAGGAGAAGUUCAAGGGGCACUGGUACCCGGAAAACCCCAGCAAAGGACAAGCAUACAGGUGCAUCAGAGUGAACAGGUUCUACAGGGAGGAUCCAGAGCUUCUUCGGGCCUGCCGAGAGAGCGGGGUUCGGUAUGAUGACCUGGGACUGUCCCGUGAAUUCACACUGUGGGUGGACCCUGGGGAGGUCUGUUGCAGGUGCGGAGAGCAUAAUUUUUGCUUCUCAGUGGCCACCUUCUCUAACAACGAGGAGGAGGACAAAGAUGUUGCAAAGGUGACCAGUGCUUUGGAGAGGGUGACCUCAGACUACCACUCGGGGUCUUCCUCUGACGAGGACAGCACGCGCACUUCCCCCCUCACCGUCCCCAACAGACGCUCUACUUACCAGGGGACAUAUCCACCUGCUCCCACGUGGCAUCAUAAGAAGAAAUUCCCAGGAAAUGUUCCCAUCCUUCCACGUCCUCACUACGGCUUCAGGCCUCGCGGCAGAGCCAACCACACUCUAAGGCCUAAUCUGUGGGUCCCCCGUAACUAUGGAGGAGGGCCCGGCUACUGGGACCCUUCCCAAAAUUAUUAUUGUUGAUUAAACCCUGAAGACAACUUUAAAAUGACUGAAUGAUGAUUUUCUUUUUUUAACAUAAAUUUUAUAGAUUAUGAAUUGUUUUUGACAAAAAAAAUUAAUCUUUUUUCGCACUUUAGACCAAUUGUUGUACUUUGAAUAGAUCACUUGUAUUAUAUUAGAUAAUGAAAUUGGAAUACUACACAUUUUGAAGUACUGUAUUUUUACAAUGGGAGACGUUCAUGUAUGCCACAUACUUUGUCCUUUGUGAUAAAAUGUUUUAUUUAUUAGUGCAGAAUUGUCAGAUGUAUAGACUUUAAUAAAACUUCAUAAACUUAA
This is a messenger RNA of Centropristis striata (black sea bass), 1074 nucleotides long. It is a transcript of the gene btg3, whose product is annotated as B-cell translocation gene 3. The transcript is spliced from 5 exons. The coding region runs from base 64 to 759 and encodes 231 amino acids. The record is from RefSeq and is a predicted model, not a curated record. Gene Ontology annotation, cellular component: nucleus; cytoplasm. Gene Ontology annotation, biological process: negative regulation of mitotic cell cycle; negative regulation of cell population proliferation. NCBI's taxonomy places the organism in Eukaryota, Metazoa, Chordata, Actinopteri, Perciformes, Serranidae.